AUGGCGCGCAAUGAGGAGAAGGCGAUGUCGGCGCUGAACCGAUGGACAGCGCAGAAGAGAGACAUCGAAAUGCAGAAAAACAUGGGCAAGUCGACCUAUAUGGGAGGCGCGUUGCCGGACACUGCCCUGUAUGGACCCUACAAGUCCAAGAAGAGGCCGAAGAUUGCAUCAGAAGUGACCACCGUCAAGGAAUGCGAGCAUUGGCGCGGGGAGAUCAUUCGCGGCGUGGCUAAGAAGAUCGCGGAGAUCCAAAACGCGGCAUUAGGCGAGCACCGGAUCAGGGACUUAAACGAUGAGAUCAACAAAGAUCUCAGGGAGAAAGGAUACUGGGAAGACCAGAUCAAAGCCUUGGGCGGUGCUGACUACAAGAGCGCUCCACGUGGAGAUGUGGAAACCUACGGCGCCGAGUUGGCAGCCCACAGUGGCUACAAGUACUUUGGAGCCGCCAAGGACCUCCCGGGUGUGCGCGAACUCUUCGAGACUGAGAUCGUCCCUGAUGCCCCGCGGAAGACUAGGAAACAGCUCUUCCAGUAUAUUCAGCCGGAUUACUAUGGCUGGCGAGACGAAGAGGAUGGGAUGUUGAUCUUAGCUGAGCAGAUGUUUGAGGAACAGUCGGUGAAGAAAGCCAUGGAGAAUUGGACGGAGCCAGCGCCAAAGGAAAAGACUAAGAAGCGCAAGACCAACAAGGAUGAAGAAAAGAAGGAAGAGAAGCCCAAAGAACAGGACUUCAAAGAUUUCAAGGCCUAUGUGGAUGUCCCCACGAUGGAGGAUAUUGAGCGCAUGAUCGUGCAGAAGAAGAAAGAAACACUGCUGAUCAACGCCCUGACUGACUUCUUCGUGGCCAGAAGUGGCCCCAUUGAGGAGGAAGGGCCUAUGAUCAUCUAUGAGGACGAGGCAGCAGGCCAAGCCAUGGGGGUUUUCCCUCCUGUCGCGCUGCUCAGAGGCAGCAGCUCGCUGGACCCCCAAGUGACGCAACGACAGAUGUUUCCAGCCACCAUCCUGGAUGAGCUUCAGAUGGCCUUCGAACUGCGAAAGGUCCGCCACAUUGUGGAGGAAAUCGUUGGAAUGGACGACUUUACUGACGAAUCUUGGCACAAAAACUGGUGCCGCGAUGAAUUUCAGGAGCUCCAAGGAAAUGCAGACGACUUGCUUCACCUUUGGGAGGUGGUCGGGGUCCCAGUGGCGGACCAAAUCCUUGACACCCAGGCGGUGUUGAAAGCUGCUCUUCAUGCAGCGCAAAAGUGUCUGGCCUCGCUGGAUCUUCGCCGUGCGGAACUGGAGAGGCAAUGCGAGGAUCUUGAGACGGAGAUCCAGGAGCAUUUACAGAGCCUCGCGGCCGGCCGUUUUGCCAAGGAGCUGUCGCAAGCAAAGGUCUUGCCAUUGGAUCCCCAGGCCGCAGCGCUGCAGCAGUUGCUGGAGCAAGUGCUGAAGGCCAUUCAGGAGCAAGACCAACUUCGCACGGAUUUGGCGAAAGCGUAUGCCUUGUCCAGAGAUUUGCCGAUCCUUCCCGGACAGAAUGAUGCGCUGGGACAAAAUGUGUCUUAUUUGCCCAACCUAAGAUAG
Cladocopium goreaui is the source of this 1563-nucleotide messenger RNA. The record is from the annotation of a GenBank genome assembly. Lineage: Eukaryota; Dinophyceae; Suessiales; Symbiodiniaceae.